GAGCUAAUGACUGUCACAUUCAUACAGCUGAGUGUCUUCCCAAACAAAGCUGAUGCUGGAGACAGGCAACACCACUGUGAUGCAGGGUUUCAACAAGUCUGAGCGGUGCCCCAGAGACACUCGGAUGACCCAUCUGGUAUUCCCAGCCCUCUAUACGGCCUUGUUCUUGGCAGGCAUCGCGCUGAACACCUUGGCCCUCUGGGUGUUCACUCAUAUUCCCAGCAAUUCGACUUUCAUCAUCUACCUCAAAAACACUCUGGUGGCAGACUUGAUAUUGACGCUAAUGCUUCCUUUCAAGAUCCUUUCUGACUCACACCUUGGACCCUGGCAGCUCAGGGGUUUUGUGUGUAAAUUCUCUUCUGUGGUCUUGUAUCAGACCAUGUAUGUAGGUAUCAUGAUGCUGGGCUUCAUCGCUUUUGACAGAUUCCUCAAAAUCAUCAGACCCUUUAGAAAAAUUUUUGCAAAAAGGACUGCUUUUGCAAAAACAGUCUCAACUGUCAUCUGGCUCCUGAUGUUCUUCAUCUCCCUGCCAAACAUGAUCUUGAACAAGAAAGCGACGCCAUCAUCCGUGAAGAAGUGUGCAUCUCUAAAGAGCCCCCUGGGGUUGCUGUGGCAUCAAGUAGUCAGUCACACAUGCCAGGUCAUUUUCUGGACUGUGUUUGUCCUGAUGGUAGUGUUUUAUGUAGUGAUUACCAAAAAGGUAUACGACUCCUAUAAAAAGUGUAAGAGUAAGGAUGGCAAGCACAAAAGGCUGGAGGUGAAGGUAUUUAUUGUCAUAGCCGUCUUCUUUGUGUGCUUUGCGCCAUAUCAUUUUGUCAAAGUUCCAUAUACCUACAGUCAGACCAGCAACAAGACUGACUGCAGAUUAGAAAACCAACUGUUCGUUGCUAAAGAAACAACUCUCUUUUUGGCAACGACUAAUAUUUGUAUGGAUCCCCUAAUCUACAUAAUCUUAUGUAAAAAGUUCACAGAAAGGGUACCAUGUAUGAGAGGGAGGACAAGGUCAACAGCAACAAGCGAAGAACACCACAGUAGCCAGACAGACAAUAUCACCCUAGGCUGACAACUUCCUCUCACAUGUAAAUUAUACACAAGUCUUGGCUUCUAUUUAAGGAUGGGACUUCAAAAAGAUCAUUUCCUUGGAGACUUCACUUAAGCAUUACAGGGAAAAAAAGGAGGGGGGGAAACAGUUUCCUAGGUUUUUAUUAUCCUAGAGUAUGGAAAAGAUUAUGCAUAUUUUAACCACAUAGAUUUAUUUAUAAGCAGAAUGAAUUAACAUUAAGAGAAUGCAUAGGAAAGCAAACGGCCACUAGAUGUCAUCUUUUCAAGAGCAUUCAUGUAAUAUGGAAACGAUUAAUGGGAGACAGAUAUGCCUAAUAAAACCUCCCUUCUAGCUACCGUUCCACAUUCUCUUACACACGAUUCCUAAAAUGGUAAGGUGAGUUUUAUAGCCUUCACAAUGCUGAGAGUUGUGAACAUAAACCAACAAACGUGUACACCCAAUGCCUGUGGAAGAAAAGCGAGGGCAGGGAAUGAAAGAGAAGUAGUCUGAGGAACCAAAGUGGGUCAAAAGUGACCCCAGGAACCCCGAAAGAUUUUUCUGCUUAUAAGUGCAAAGGGUCUCUCCCACAACUCAACAGAGCACUAGAAGAGACCCAUGCAGCAGGGAAAGCCAGUUCACAGCCAUGGGCAGCCUGAGAGGGGGAAGUCAGUGUCAGCCAGCAAAAUCUUCCUGGGCAAGAGUGCCUCACUGUUUGUCUGUACAGUAGGAUCUUUGUUAAACAUUUUCUUAUACGAGUUUGCCAAAAUUCUGGACCAUAUUUCCCAAGGACAGGGUUCUUAAAAAGAUAGAUAUAUCACAGACUUUUGGUAUCUUACAAAGUGCCCACUCCCCAGCACCAUUAAAAAGGAAUGCAGAUAUCCUAGACAGUAUGUACUAUACUUGGUGCAUUUAAACAAUAGAAUGGUUGGCCUGUGAUUAAUAACAUCAACGUGGGAAAAUUUUCAAAGCCUGAUUCACUUUAUUUAGGCCCAUCCACUUCCCUGGAUCUCUCUGUGGCAAAAAAAAAAAAAAAAAAAAAAAAA
This is a messenger RNA of Psammomys obesus (fat sand rat), 2085 nucleotides long. RefSeq names its product purinergic receptor P2Y13 (gene P2ry13). Gene Ontology annotation, cellular component: membrane. Gene Ontology annotation, biological process: G protein-coupled receptor signaling pathway; negative regulation of adenylate cyclase activity. The record is from RefSeq and is a predicted model, not a curated record. The transcript has 2 exons. Bases 53 to 1063 code for a protein of 336 amino acids. Lineage: Eukaryota; Metazoa; Chordata; Mammalia; Rodentia; Muridae. Gene Ontology annotation, molecular function: G protein-coupled purinergic nucleotide receptor activity.